AUGAAGCCAUCAUUAUCAGCGAGAUCACUCAAUGGCCAAGGCAGCUGUUACAAGGAGGUGCGAUUCUCUCCUACGGCAACUCCCAUCAUCCGUCGUGCGCAGUCAUUACCGGGUACGAACCCCUCACAAUCGCUUGGCAGCCAGAGUGAUACAUCAACACCGGGUGCAAAUUACGUCGACCAGGCCCGAUCGCUCCUGGAUCGUCAACGAACAAAUUUCGAGCACGAGAGAGCUCUCUUCGCGGAAGAGAGGCGGCUAUGGGAGCAAGAGCGGGCGUUACUUAAACUCAAGAUCUCUGAACUAGAAUCUCUACUGAAGGGCAAGGGGGUCACCGCUCCGGUGGCUGGUUCGACAUCACAGUCUGACGGCCCGGUAACGCAUUUGUCCAAUUUCCGGACCUCAUUUGGUGCACCAUCGUCAACGACUGUAUCGAGCAGCAGCAACUCCCAGGUGUGGGAGGGGUCUAGCCCUGGGACUCGACCCACAAGGGUUUUUCCCGACUCGGAGAAAUCAGACAGUCAGAGUGCAUUGCCGGAGCAAGGAACCAGACUAUCGACGGCAUCCCUUGACGCUGCUCUAUCGCCCAAUUUUCAUGCGACUGACGCAACUGCGAGUGCCACCGUGUCUGUGCCAAUUGAAAAGCUCGACAGUAAGCUGGAUGGCAUCACGCUAAAAUCAACUGCACUACCUCCUGAGAUAUUCGCCCGCGUGAUGACGCCCCCAUCUCCUCUAUCUCGAGAGACAUCUCCACCCCCAGGGGCUUACAAGGCUGAAAACAAGUCCUGUCUGAAGCUGAGGCUCUCGGAGUUGGGGCCACCGGAGCGUAACCUCGUUAGGGAUGCUGGACACACUCCUAUGGCCGUAAUUGACCAAGAUAUGGACACAGAGCAGCCCACCCCGCGUGAAGACCCCUCCAAGAAGGAUGAGCCCCUUGCUCCCAAGGCGCUUCGGCAGCCUGCAGAAAACUCCGAUUCGUAUUUCGCCGAUCUGCCAGAUGAUCCGGCCCUGAAGGGGCCCCUCUCCCUGGUGAACGACGAGGAGCACGACAGUGACUUCCUGAGGGAACUGAACCAAAAACUCCUUGACGAGGCGAGGCACAUACUAAGGCCGUCCGAAGCAGCUGGGGCGACGAGGGAGAGAGAAGCUGAUGCUGAGGUUUCUAGUCCCGGGGAGCAGGAUCCCGAGCUUAAAUUCAAAAGCACCACUAAUUUUGGCACUGCAUUUGGGGAUCCUGAAUUGGAGAGGUAUUUAGCAAGACGGUCCUUUUUGACAUAG
This is a messenger RNA of Aspergillus tanneri, 1275 nucleotides long. RefSeq lists its product as uncharacterized. The transcript has a single exon. Lineage: Eukaryota; Fungi; Ascomycota; Eurotiomycetes; Eurotiales; Aspergillaceae. Bases 1 to 1275 code for a protein of 424 amino acids. The record is from RefSeq and is a predicted model, not a curated record.